UCAACUAAAAAACACUGGUCGGUGCUUCUCAUCCUUAUCCUCUCAUCUUCCCCCAACACACACUUUCACCAUUGUUUAGUAAACGUUUCUUUCUCACCUCUCUCUCUCUCUCUCUCUCUCUCUCUCUCUCUCUCUUUUAAUCGUAUAAAAACCCUCUCAUAAUUUCCCCUUUUAAAAAAGUGUUUUACAAAUACGAAACUUGGUUUUGCGGAAAAACAAAGUAACACCACCCACAACACAGCAUCCGAUAUUACACACAUAUUCUUCUUCUUCUUCUUCUUCUCUCUCUCUCUCUCUAAAUAUUUUUCUCUCUCUUCAGCGAAUUCGUUUUUCUCUUCAAGCUUCGGCUAUGGCGUCUGGAUCCUCGGGUCGCGGAAACUCUGCCUCCAAAGGCUUCGAUUUCGCUUCCGAUGACAUCCUCUGCUCCUACGACGACUACGCCAACCGCGAUUCCACUUCCAACGGCAAUCACACCGAUCCGGAUUUUCACAAAUCAAGGAUGGCAAGAACAUCAAUGUUUCCUACUACUGCUUAUAAUCCACCUGAAGAUUCUUUAAGUCAAGAUGUGAUUGCGACUGUAGAGAAGAGUAUGAAAAAAUAUGCUGACAACCUAAUGCGGUUUCUAGAGGGAAUUAGUUCAAGGCUAUCACAAUUGGAAUUAUACUGUUACAAUCUUGACAAAUCUAUUGGAGAAAUGAAAUCUGAUAUAAAUCGUGACCAUGUGGAGCAAGAUUCAAGGCUGAAAUCUCUUGAAAAACAUGUUCAAGAAGUUCACAGGUCUGUACAAAUUUUAAGAGACAAGCAAGAGCUAGCUGAGACACAGAAAGAAUUAGCCAAGCUUCAACUUGCUCAGAAAGAAUCAUCUUCCUCCAGCCAUUCACAGUCCAAUGAGGAGAGGUCGUCACCCACAACAGAUCCUAAAAAAACUGACAACGCAUCUGAUGCAAACAACCAGCAGUUGGCUCUUGCCCUGCCUCAUCAAAUAGCUCCUCAGCCGCAGCCUGCCGCACCCUCAGCUCAGGCUGCUGCAUCAAAUGUGACUCAAGCCCCUCAACAGCCUCCUUAUUACAUUCCACCCACCCCUAUGCCGAAUUCAGCCUUGCCCCAGCACCCCCAGAAUCAGUACUUACCAUCCGAUCAACAAUAUCGAACACCCCAACUUGUGGCUCCACAACCAACACCGUCUCAAGUAACCCCAUCCCCACCUGUGCAACAAUUUUCUCACUAUCAGCAGCCACAACAACAGCAGCAGCCGCCACAGCAGCAGCAACAGCAAUGGUCACAGCAGGUGCAGCCUUCACAGCCACCCCCAAUGCAAUCUCAAGUAAGACCCUCCUCUCCAAAUGUGUACCCUCCGUACCAGCCAAAUCAAGCAACAAACCCAUCACCUGCAGAAACACUGCCAAACAGCAUGGCCAUGCAAAUGCCAUACUCGGGAGUUCCACCACAGGGAUCUAACCGUGCCGAUGCCAUACCUUAUGGAUAUGGAGGAGCUGGAAGAACAGUUCCACAGCAGCCUCCACCCCAGCAGAUGAAGAGCUCUUUUCCUGCACCACCAGGUGAAAUGUAUGGACCUACCGGGUCCCUCCCGGCGCUUCCUCCACCGAGUAGUGCAUACAUGAUGUAUGAUGGUGAGGGAGGAAGAUCACAUCAUCCACCCCAACCUCCUCAUUUUGCUCAACCUGGAUAUCCCCCAACAAGUGCUUCCCUUCAGAACCCCCCACAAGGGCAUAACCUCAUGGUCCGAAAUCCGAACCAGUCACAAUUCGUCCGCAACCAUCCCUACAAUGAGUUGAUUGAGAAACUGGUGAGCAUGGGAUUCAGGGGUGACCAUGUUGCAAGUGUGAUCCAGAGGAUGGAGGAGAGUGGACAGGCCGUUGAUUUCAACUCAGUACUUGACAGGUUGAGCUCUGUGGGUCCUCAGAGAGGAGGAUGGUCAGGGUGAUGAAGAACUUUUCUGAACAGUUACUUUGUCUACCAAACUAAAUAUUCUGUUCAAACCCUCAAAAUCAUUGCGUGUUUUAUUAUGCAUGGAAUAAAAGUUUUUAUGUAAUGUGACGGUUUACCAUCGUAUGUAAAAAAUGUCUUGAGAUGUGAGGAUUAUCUAGUAUUUUUAUGCAGAAAUCACUCGCUCUUUUUCUACUUAUUUUUUAACUUAUAUUUUAAAGAAGUAUAUGUAACUCUA
Messenger RNA from Glycine soja, 2185 nucleotides. RefSeq names its product basic salivary proline-rich protein 4-like. The record is from RefSeq and is a predicted model, not a curated record. The transcript is spliced from 3 exons. NCBI's taxonomy places the organism in Eukaryota, Viridiplantae, Streptophyta, Magnoliopsida, Fabales, Fabaceae. Bases 350 to 1945 code for a protein of 531 amino acids.